Molecule: messenger RNA, 333 nt
Organism: Cadophora gregata
Lineage: Eukaryota; Fungi; Ascomycota; Leotiomycetes; Helotiales; Ploettnerulaceae
Exons: 1
Coding region: 1-333 (110 amino acids)
Source: RefSeq, a predicted model, not a curated record
AUGUUGGCCCACCUGAAAACAUUCUGGAAAGUCAUUUCAACAGGCUGGGUAGUUGAGUACCCGGAACGUGGCCAGCCGCCGAGGGAUUUCUUCGAUCGGAAGGACAGGAGGCCUAUAUAUUCAGACUCCUUGCCAAAAUAUGGGGACAUGUGGUCUUAUCGUAGACAAUGUCAAACGGACGAGGAAGACGGGAGCGAGGAGGGGGAUGUCGAUGGGAGGCGAGAUAAGGCGUAUCCUGGACGGGGACAGUGUGUAGAGGAAGAGGUAUGGGAGGAUGCGGUAUUGAGGUGGAGCGAUCAGAUUAGGUUGAAGGUUGAGAAAGAAAGAAAAUGA